This is a messenger RNA of Planococcus citri (citrus mealybug), 1737 nucleotides long. RefSeq lists its product as uncharacterized. The transcript is spliced from 7 exons. Bases 94 to 1512 code for a protein of 472 amino acids. NCBI's taxonomy places the organism in Eukaryota, Metazoa, Arthropoda, Insecta, Hemiptera, Pseudococcidae. The record is from RefSeq and is a predicted model, not a curated record.
AAAUUCAAAAUUUUAUUCAGCAGAUCAGCACCAAUGAUAACGUGUGAAAAAAACAUUAGAAAAUUCUAAUAGUUGAUCUCUGCUGCAAAAGCUAUGAAUUCAUUGAAGAUUGUAUUGGUUUGCUUUUCAAUGGGAUGUUUCGUGUUAGAAGCUGAAGCAAUAUCAAAAAUGGAUGCUUUGGUUUACAAUCCGAUCACCCAGCAACUCGAAGAGCCAAAGCAAAGCCACUCCAAGUGCACAAUUUGCCUAUUGGGUUGUCCAGCUCAUACUUCUGAACAGCAGAAAAUUAACGAAGGAGCUUCCGUAACUGGGAAUGGUGUAUUCGCGAAAUCAUCACACAGCGAGCUCGAAUCGAAUGCAGAUGGCGAAGUUUAUACAAAAAUUUGCGACGAAACGUAUAUGCCAGUGAUGGUUCAAGAUACGAGUACUUCAGUGGAAUCAUACUCGUAUUAUCAGACUGGCUAUGAGCUCUACUAUCAAGACAAUAACCUUUUCACAUUGCAAUGUGACAAAUACAACCAGUUCAAAAAAGUUUUAUUCACAAAAGCAGACUCAAUACCAGGCCAAGGUGUAUCUACCCAGUCAGUAAUUACAAUCAACGAGAAGUACAACACCAAAUUCAAAGUACGAGUAGACCAUGGGAACGAUGAAAUAUGGACAUUUUUCUGGAUAUCGGUUCUAUCUAUUGAAAUUUCGGGACCUCAAAGACAAAUCAACUUCACGAAAGACCUUCUAAAUAAUUACCACAAUUUAGAUGAAACUAUGCCAACGUGUGCGGAUUACAAUUUAGAGGAUGAUCAAGUAACACUCCCUCCAUUACAAUGGCACAAGCACCAAGAACUGCUAGCUGGCUUAGAUGGCGAAACCAAUCCCGAAUCAUCAGCUGAAAGAGCAGACCAACCAUUGGAAAUUGAUUUUGUAGACGUGCAAAUAAUGCCGAUGCGUUAUUUUCACACAUUUUCGGCCAGACGAGCUACUUGCACUUUCCUCAACGUCGCUCACAUAUGGAACACUGUAAUCGAGCAAUACAACGUGGUCGAUUCCUAUUUAUACGCCAUUUAUCGGAAAGAACCUUCCCAAACGAAUAUAAUAUUUGGAACCAAAGGUUUAUCGCAAGACGUAACACGCGAUCAGUUCUUCAGAAUAAAUCCACAAGAUAACAUUAUCACUCGAAAAUUCCCAAUACCAGUACCCAUAUUACUAUACAGAAUUCUAGAAUAUAAACAAGAUGGUCAGAUUUUCAACGCCAUCUUUGUAAUUCACAACCUGCUCUACACUGUACCAGUCGAUGAACGAAUUUGUUCAAAAGAAUCAGAGGUAGAAGGUUGGGACGAGAUUAAACAUCAAGCAAAAGAUAGAGACAUCAGACCUGAAUUAAUUUAUGUGUGCCCUGUUACCCCACUAACCAUUGAAAAAUUGCAAGCUCGGUAUGAAAUUUUGGACACAAUGCAAACUUUCAAAUUGAAUUCGUUUCCUCGUUUCCUCGAUCCAAAAAGGAAGCAGAUGGGAUAAAAAUUUACAAGGUGUAGCACCGAUUUUGAAAUACAAAUAUUAUGCAGAAUGAAAUUCAAAUUUGAAAAGUAGGGUAUAAGUACAGCCUAUGAGAAUUUGUUUUAUUUUUAUUUAUUUAUUCAUUUAUUUAUUUAUUUUUACAUUUUAAGAGAAUGGAGAUACUUCAAUUGAAUAGAUUUUAUGUGUUUAGUUUCUGUUUAUUAUUUUUACCUAAUAUAAUUAUGU